UUUCUUUAAGUCGAAAUUAUAUAAAUAGCCCAGGGGCCCAGAGAACUACCUAUAUAAAUCUGUGUAAUAGCCAUGAAUCGUCUGUCAAUAUAUGUUUUACAGAUAUAAAACGAUAAAACACUUAUUCAGACAAGGGUCCUUCGGCCCACUUCGCUUGAACAAAAAUACUAGCAAAUAGUGUUUACACAUGUUUACGAUGGAGUCGUCAGCAUUACAGGGCACUGAAAGUAUUACUGUGAAGACUGAGCCCGGUGAGGAUGCGUGUAUGACGAAUUUAUCAACGAUCGCAGUGUCUGUGAAAGUGGAGCAUUUGCUGGACGAUGUGCGCGUCAAGGACGAACCUAGAUCCGAUGGUGUGUGUAUAAACAGUGAGCCAUCGAGCUCAGAAGUGAGUGUAAAGAGGAGUCAGCCAGCGCGCGCGGCGGCGGAGCUGUACGCCGGCCACGCGGUGAAGGACGAGCUCGUGCUCGGCCCCGAGCUAGUGGAGCGCCGCCCCGUGCGACACACGACAACGGUAUCAAAUGGGGCGAUCAAAGAGCAGCAGUCGUGUGAGAUUGUCCCCAGGGGACCCUUCCUAAGGGACUGCAGUGUGCGGUGGAAUCGUCUUGACAUGGAGAAGCUUUCACCCACAUUCGGAGUACAGACCGGGACAACGAGCCAGGACGAACUCCACAGAAGAUACCAAGCGGCGGACCCGAAACCUACAGAUGUGCUCACUGUAAAUAUACGACGGUUCAGAAACUACGCUUAAUUAGGCAUUUGAGUAAACACACCAGUGAGAGGCCGCACAGGUGUGACCAGUGCAACUAUACUUGCAGCUUCAAGAGUCGUUUGAAAAUUCAUUAUAGGACACACACCGGGGAAAAGCCAUUUAAAUGCAAUGAGUGCA
Messenger RNA from Leguminivora glycinivorella, 889 nucleotides. RefSeq lists its product as uncharacterized. The coding region runs from base 188 to 751 and encodes 187 amino acids. The record is from RefSeq and is a predicted model, not a curated record. The transcript is spliced from 3 exons. NCBI's taxonomy places the organism in Eukaryota, Metazoa, Arthropoda, Insecta, Lepidoptera, Tortricidae.